UAUGACUAAAAAUUGCUGCAGUGUCGCUUUCUACCUUUAACUACAUUCACUCAGUCGGACAAUACUGGUUUUGUUAAUUGGAGAGCGAUAUAUAAUCACUUUAUAAAGUAUUCUUCUAAAACAAGUAAAAAUAGUUUCAGUAGACGCGCUGAAAGAAUUGAUAGAACAACGAAGUUCACCCAGGUAUAGACAAACCGUGAAAGUCACUAGAUAGACGAUAAUGGCCGAAUUUAUUCGUACACAGAUUUUUGGUACAUGUUUUGAAAUCACUACGCGUUACAGCGAUCUGCAGCCGAUUGGCAUGGGUGCCUUCGGAUUAGUUUGUUCAGCAAAGGAUCAGCUUACGGGAAUGAAUGUCGCCGUGAAGAAGAUCAUGAAGCCGUUCAGUACACCAGUUUUAGCUAAAAGAACAUAUCGAGAACUAAAGCUUUUGAAACACCUUCGUCAUGAAAAUGUCAUUAGUUUAAGUGAUAUUUUCAUUUCUCCGUUUGAGGACAUAUAUUUUAUUACAGAAUUACUGGGUACAGAUCUUCACCGAUUGCUGACUUCGAGACCGUUAGAAACGCAAUUUAUUCAGUAUUUCCUAUACCAAAUUCUACGAGGACUGAAAUUCGUACAUUCGGCAGGUGUAAUCCAUAGGGAUUUGAAGCCUAGUAAUAUUUUGAUUAAUGAAAACUGCGAUCUAAAAAUUUGCGACUUCGGCCUUGCCCGUAUACAAGAUCCUCAAAUGACUGGUUAUGUUUCUACUCGGUAUUACCGUGCUCCAGAGAUUAUGCUUACGUGGCAAAAAUACAACGUUGAAGUAGAUAUUUGGAGUGCUGGAUGUAUUUUCGCAGAGAUGAUAGAAGGAAAACCUUUGUUCCCUGGCCGCGAUCAUGUUAACCAAUUUUCCAUUAUCACUGAACUCUUAGGCACUCCACCUAUGGAAGUUAUCGAGACCAUUUGUAGCAAGAAUACUUUACGCUUUGUCCAGUCUCUCCCUAAAAAAGAAAAGGUUCCCUUUGCAGAAAAAUUUAAGAAUGCCGACCCUGCUGCCGUGGACUUAUUAGAAAAGAUGCUUGUCUUUGACCCCCGUAAGCGUAUAAGUGCGGCUGAUGCUUUAGCCCACGAAUAUCUCGCUCCUUACCAUGAUCCUACGGAUGAACCCGUCGCAGAUGAAAUUUUCGAUUGGUCUUUCCAAGACAGCGAUUUACCUGUUGAGACCUGGAAGGUAAUGAUGUAUUCCGAAGUGUUAUCAUUUCAUAAUCUCGAUAAUGACCAACAAGCAUGAAGUCGUGCUUGAUGGUUUAGGGUUUCCUUGAGCUAUUAAUCGGUUAUUUAGUUUCGGAAUGUAUACUUCGGCUGAUUCAUUCUCAAAUUUACCCUCCGUGUUUCUUAGGAUAUCGCGUGUAUUAUCUUGCUGAUUGGUACGUUUGGAUCACGUUCAUCGCUUUUAUUCUGUUUUAAAAAGGCUACUUUUUAUUUAUCUCUUAUCAUGUGUAUGUAGUUUUUAUAUAUGCCUUUUCAUGGAGUUGUCAAUGACAAACCGUCAUUAAGAAAAGGUUCAUUUAUGAUUUAUCCUUGCGAUAGUCCUUUGUUCUUAAAAGGAAUGUAUCAAGUGGUAGUUUUAUGGAUUAGAGGAUUUAUAGAUCUUUGCAUUAUAGUUCUUCGAACUCCUACAAUGGCAAAGUGUUGUUAAGUCGGGUUUGCGAAUAAAAUUAAUGGUAUUUAAUACUAGUAAAC
Schizosaccharomyces octosporus yFS286 is the source of this 1722-nucleotide messenger RNA. Its product is annotated as CMGC/MAPK/P38 protein kinase Sty1. Gene Ontology annotation, cellular component: cytoplasm; nucleus. Gene Ontology annotation, molecular function: ATP binding; MAP kinase activity. Lineage: Eukaryota; Fungi; Ascomycota; Schizosaccharomycetes; Schizosaccharomycetales; Schizosaccharomycetaceae. The record is from RefSeq and is a predicted model, not a curated record. Gene Ontology annotation, biological process: protein phosphorylation; cellular response to oxidative stress; osmosensory signaling pathway. The transcript has a single exon. Bases 221 to 1270 code for a protein of 349 amino acids.